This is a messenger RNA of Colletotrichum abscissum, 630 nucleotides long. RefSeq lists its product as uncharacterized. The record is from RefSeq and is a predicted model, not a curated record. The transcript is spliced from 2 exons. Lineage: Eukaryota; Fungi; Ascomycota; Sordariomycetes; Glomerellales; Glomerellaceae. Bases 1 to 630 code for a protein of 209 amino acids.
AUGUCUUCCCUCAGCCUCCCCUCCCCCGAGCACCGCGCCAAAAUCAUUGAAAAGUUCACGGAGCUCAUCGACGCCAUCGAGGCCCACCCGGCCUGGAGCCCGCCGAACCCCCACAAGGGUCUUUUCCACGUCUGGGACUAUGUCAACCGCUCCCGGUACAUCAUGACGGAGCUCGACCACAUCCGCGACGGCGAGCCCGUGCGGUAUCCGGAGCAGAUCCCUCAGCAAGAUAUCGAUGUAUUGUCGGACCCCGUACCCGAGCCCACCCCCCCCCCCCCCCUCCGAGCGGCGCAAGUGCGCGCGCGCGGGGACCAGGCCGGCGGCACGGAGAAGUUGGAGUGUGGGAGGAGUACGGAAACGGAUAAGGAGGAGGGGGGGGGGGGACCAAGAAAAAAAGAGGAGCCCGAAUCGCUGACAUGGAGAGUAACACUCCCAGGCGUACCAGGUCGCAGCGGCCCCGACGCAGCCGCCGAGUCCUUUGUCGACGUCUGCGGCCGAUCGGCGACGGUCAACGAAAUGAUUGCCAACCCGAAGCUGCUCACCAUGAUUGGUCUCCCGCAGGUGGAUUACGGCAACGAUAUUGCUUCGAGAUCGCAGGCGGUUGUCGAUGUCUUGAAGCAGGCUAUCUGA